AGCGAGUAUAUUAGGACCAGAACUAAAUAAAGAUGAAAUUAAUUUUAUCAACUCUAAAGACAUAUUUGAGUUUUUAGCUGGAAGUUAUGAUAAAUUAAUGGACUGGGAAGAAUUCUGGGGAGGGAUUAAACGGCAUCGUCAAAAGAUAGCUAAGCUUGUUGAAGGGAAGGUAGCAGAAGUUGCUUCAGGAACUGCUAGAAACUUUGAAUAUUAUCAGGACGAACAAUUUAAAUUUUACAGGAGAAAAAGUUAUCAGGAAAGUAGCGGAAGUAAUGUAGCUCGAGCUCAACUUAUAAGCCGGGUUACUUUUAUGGACUCAAGCGAAGCAAUGCUACUAAUUGCUGCUGGGAAAAUUAAAGAGCUCAAUGAAUCUAAACCGGAAGAAUACCAUGUUGAACCUGAAUUUAUUAAAAUAAACUGCGAAGAUAUGAAGGAAAUUCACGAAAAUACUUAUGAUACUGUAGUUCAAACAUUUGGUUUGUGCAGCACGGAUAGGCCCGAGUCAGUAUUAAAAGAAAUUGAGAGAAUAUGCAAGAAAAACGGCAAAAUUAUAUUACUUGAGCACGGAAAAUCCAAGUACACCUGGCUUAAUUAUGUUCUAAACAGGCGCGCUCCUUACCAUGCGAAGCGAUGGGGCUGCUGGCACAAUAAAGAUAUUGAAAAGUUAGUUAAAGACAGCGGCAUGUCUAUAGAAUUGGAAAGCCGGCAUCAUUUAGGAACCACUUAUUUUUACGUUUUAAGACCGAACUCCUGUUAAG
Molecule: messenger RNA, 758 nt
Organism: Zophobas morio
Lineage: Eukaryota; Metazoa; Arthropoda; Insecta; Coleoptera; Tenebrionidae
Exons: 8
Coding region: 98-757 (219 amino acids)
Molecular function (GO): S-adenosylmethionine-dependent methyltransferase activity
Source: RefSeq, a predicted model, not a curated record